GUCAGUUUAUGGUCCAGUCUUGCUUUAAUGGAAGGUUUGGUGAAGAGAUCGGAGGCGCCCAGUUCGGUGCAACUGUCAUGCUGUUCGGCAAGGAGGCCAACAAAGACCUUGUGCAGGGCCGCGUCGAGUACGUCGAGGUCACGGAGGCUGGACAGGCCUUCCAGCUGGGUCGCUAUCCCCUUCACUUCCACUUGGUCGGCAACGUCAACACCUCUUACAUCCGUGGUUGCGCCGUACAUCGUACGUACAACCGUGCAGUGACCAUCCACGGUGCCGAUUACCUCACUGUGGAGAAGAACGUCGUCUACAAUAACAUGGGCCAUGCUAUAUUCACUGAGGAUGGUGUGGAACAGUUCAAUGUGAUCCAAUACAACCUUGCUGUUUACACAAGAAGUUCAUCAUCGUUGCUGAAUGUUGACAUUACUCCAUCGUCUUAUUGGAUUGUACACCCCAACAACAUCGUCCGGCACAACGCAGCCGCGGGAGGCACUCACUUCGGAUACUGGUACCGGCUGGAGCGCCACCCGUCAGGUCCCUCUGCAACCAAUUCCAUCUGCCAGAACAAUGCACCCAUUGGAGAGUUCAGCAAUAACACAGCACAUUCUAUGGGCUGGUAUGGUCUGUGGGUAUUCUCCAUGGAUGGCUACUUCCCAAAAGACAAUGAAUGCUGGGGGAACAAUCUGGUUGCGAGAUGGGAAGGGUUGACCACUUGGAGGAAUGAACGCGGGGCGGAAAUCGUGUCUGGAGGACAAUUGCAGUUCCACAACUUUGUGGCUCUGGAUAAUCAAUUUUCCGGCAUCGAAAUGGUGCAGAUGGAGGGUGGAUUUGGAAUGGACAACGGACCUGGAGUCUUUAACUCGGUGAUCAUCGGCCACUCGGCGCUCACUCCCGAAGGCUGCGGAGAUGAAACUAGCGGAAUCAUAACACCGAAGAAGGCUGUCUUCAGCAUCGCCGACACCGAGUUCUACAACUUCGAUACCAACAAGUGCACGGCGCUGUCAGGGUGCUCUCAGUGCAAAGUCUUCCAGGGCGGUUAUCAAGCGCAGGUCAAAGGCCUCACCUUCGUAAACUCACCUAACAAGCUGAAGUUCAAGUGGGAACACGAAACGGUGUGGAUCGAUGCAGAUGGAUCGCUGUCUGGGGCUGCUGAAAACAAAGUUGUACCAGUCGGUAUUCUGCCACCUGAAUGCACAAAGAGCGUCUCAGCUUUCUCUCUGAAUCCAGAGGCCCCCGGCGCUGUCUGCCCCUCCUCUGUCGAGUUCGUCAGACUCAGCGUGAAGGGAACCAACGUGAAGCCGCAGUCCUUCCGAGGCGGCGAUCUGAUCCUCUCGAACAGCUACGGCAACACCACCAUCCCGUAUCGCGUAAAGAGGUUGGACGGUGGCGAGGGAUGGAUGGGUAUAGUGUCCACAGGAGAAACCUAUGACUGGAUGUUCGAAGAUGGAGAAACUCAAAUGGAUAUCGAAUAUGAUGCUCAGAGUAAAAAUAUGCUGAGUGGACAGUAUUAUUACGUACAACACCGAUUCAUGCAAACUCCAGAUUACUUCAGCACAACAGGUGUAGAGAGAAACAGCUCUGACACCCUUCCAGACCCGGCUACAGGUUAUCACGGGGAAUACUACUGGGACGAAUCCUCAAAGACGAUGACUUACAUGGUUUCGUAUGAUAAGGAAUCCAGGAAGAAACGAACCGUCUUUGAUGAGCGAAAUACAGGUCGGACACGAAACAUUAACUUUAAGACAUACAGGUGCGAAUACGCGGGCUGUGUUGCUCCCACGCCUCCGCCCGUGCCCACUGGCCGACCGGAUGUUACUUUCCUGUGGUCCGACGUUGAGACCUGGAAGGAAGUUCCUGUAGGAUCGGGAGGACAUCCGACGGAGGAAGAAUAUGGCCUGCCAGUGGAAGGCGACGAGAUUAUCAUUCCACCAGGAAUGUGGAUCAUCGUGGAUACAGAUACCCCAAGCCUCGGCCGUGUUUAUGUUUAUGGCGGUUUGGAGUUUGAAGACUCGAGAGAUCAUGUGUUCAAUGCUACCAUUAUUUUCCUGCAGGGUGGAACUCUGGUAGCCGGAUUUAGCGAAGACGCCCCCUUCAUGCAUACACUCGACAUCGUCCUCAGAGGCACCACAGAUCCUAAUGAUCCAGACAAUGUUGACAUGCCCAUGCCCGAUGGCACACCCGACGUUGGAUGGAAGGCCAUGGGUGUAUUUGGACAACUGAUUCUUAACGGCCAAUGUCCUUCCACCACUUGGGUCAAACUCGGAGCCACCGCUGCUGUCGGGGAGACUGUAAUCACGCUUGCUGAAGCUGCCGACUCGUCAUGGCUCAAUAAAGAGGUAAUAAUCACUACUACCGGCAAGGAGGCUACCGAAACCGAAGUGCGGAUGGUCACUGCCGUAUCAGGCAACACUCUCACCCUUGAUGCUGCUCUCCUUUACGAACAUUUAGGCGAGACCCACACACUUUCUGAUGGAACUCAGUACGUAAUGGCUGGCGAGGUUGGCCUUCUCACUCACAACAUCGUCAUCGAAGGCAGUGACUAUGCAGGGCUGAAUGCAGAAGGUUUUGGAGGUCGCGUCCUCGUUUCCUCGUUGACUGCAGAAGGAGUUGAUUAUCAAGGAAGUGCUCAGCUUUCCUGUGUGGAAUUUAAGAACAUGGGUCAGAAGGACUUCUCAGAAUCCACCGAUCCAAGGUUCUCCUUGGCUUUCCAUAGUCUGGGGACUGACGAUGGCUCCAACUAUGUGAAGAAAUGUAGCUUCAACAAGAACUUCAACAGUGCUAUUGGGUUCUUCAGUUCAAACAAUUUUGUCGUUGAAAACAACGUCGUUUACUAUACCGUUGGCUCUAGCAUCGUCGACGAGGGUGAGGACAACACCUUCCGCUACAACCUGGUAUCCCUUUUGUUCUUCCCUGGUACAUACAACGGCGAAUCGGAAUCUCAGUACCAGCCAUGGGAAGGCGGAUUCUAUCUCAAUAAAGCUUCUAGAACUGUAUUACAGGGCAAUGUUGUUGCUGGAUCCGAGCUUGCUGGCUACCGUACCUAUGGAGAGCUUUGUGAAGAGUCCACUAAUUGGGUCGACAAUGAAGUCCAUGGUGCGACAUAUGGUGUUAUGCUGUGGAAAAAAGGAAACCCAGAACCUAUGGAUUGCAGAAGGAUCAAUGACUUUUAUGCUUGGAGAAUCACUGAUACAGCCUUCUACAUGCAAAGUUAUGCAAGCCUUCACCUAACAAACGUGGUUAGUGCUGACAGCCUCAUUGGAACAAACCAGAUCAUUUACGCUCCACCUGCCUUGAGCCACAUGGUCUCUACGAAAACAGCAACUACAGAUAACUCCUUGUUCAUCGGAGCAUCUCCAUCGUAUGACUGUACUUACCACGACUCUAAAUCCAAUGCUCAGAACUUCUUUGAGAAUCUGUGGACAAAAGGCAUUGAUGGCGGAAAUGCCGGAGUGAUGCUGGCAGUCUUUGUCUCAGGAGUCAACAUGGCUCCCAAGCAUCCAUUCCACGAAGCAUCCAGUUAUCCAGCCAUCAAUGGAGCCACAUACAUCAGUAACGUCAAGUUCGCUAACUAUGCCACUCGCUCUUGUGGCAAGGAUGUUGCCAUGAUAUCCAACAAAGACGCAGAUGAUGCUAUCCACCCGGUCUUUGUUAGUGGCCUAACCUUCCUCGACACUUCAGAAAAUAACAAGCUCUUCCUGUUCGAACCCAACCUUGGAAGAGUGAACCCUUCGGACUGCGUGGACAUGGACUGCGAUGGCCACAAAAAGGUUAUAAUUACUGACAAUGAUGGCACUUUCCUUGGUGUUGCGGGCGCCACCGCCACCUCGCAGGCCGAGUUCGAGUGGGAUGAAGAUCCAAGGCGCGGAGUCGGGGAUUACAGGAUUCCAGUCUCUCUUCGUCAAAAUUCCAAUGGCAGUAUCAUUACAGCUGCAGAAAAGUUCCCACAGAAAGGAAUUAUUCGUGAUGACUCUUGCACUCUCAUGGCGGAGUGGCGAGCGUGGAAGUGCACGAAUCUUAGGCACCGCAUGAUGGUUAUUGAAAGUAUGGAUGCGGACACAGAAAUUCGUCGCUUGUCUCCCAUUGGUCUCAUUGCAAACCCAGGCGUGAACGGUUAUGUGGACCUGCUGAAUGGGCCGAUGGAUCGCGGAUGGUGCUUCGGCUAUACCUGUCAGGAGAGAAUCUCCACUUUCUAUGCUGUUGUGGCUACAGGACAUACUUACGAAAUGGCUAUGACUAGUACUCCACCGCAGGUCAUCCGAUUCCACUUGCUCCACACGGAUCCCAGUGAGGCCGUUCUCCUUCACAUGUACUUCCCGAAGAUGCAAAGGUUCGACAUAUCUGUUGACGGCGUCUAUGUUCCUCCAACCAACAUUGACAAUUCUAAAUAUCCAGCAAAUUACCAGCUUCUUCCCGAAAGUGAUUCGUUCUUCCCAUCCAUCACUGAUCCCGUAGGAACCAAUUACCUGCAAAGAGAAGAAAAGCUCCUCCACGUCGUCCUACGAGGCGGGUCUGUGAUAGAUAUUACAACGACCCCUACAAUAAUCCUUUCCAUGGGCAUUGCGAUCGACCCCGACAAUUUCUACGAAGAGAACCUCGUGCAGAAUUUGGCUCUUUUGCUGAAUAUCGCGCCUGAAAAUAUCAGAGUCACCAACAUCAUCAGCGAGAGUUCAGGGAGGAGGAGGAAGAGGGGAGCUUCAGAGGUCGUUCAGGCAGAGUUUGAGAUCGCAAGUCCGCCGACCGACGCGUCCAACAGCACAAGCUCAAUCAGCGGGACUAAAGCAGAAAUGCUGACCCGCGCAGAUUUGGAGGAGAUCAUGGUAGAAGUUGUGAAUACCUUCCAGUCCGGCGUGUGUGAGGUUUGCAACUUCACCAUAAAUACACUGAUGGUCACCCCACCGUUAGAUGAGCCCAAGGUCCCAUCUGGCUACGCAACGCCAGAAUUCGGUCAGCAGAUCACAGAAAACGGAACUCUCUAUAGCAACUUGCAACAGCAGGAAGACCUGUUGGCACUGAACCAGAGUAUUGAGGGCACCGCCUACGAGCAGCCUAGUGCCUCUUCUAUAGAACAAGCAGUUCCGAUCACAGUUAAAGCACUUACUCCGUUUGCUGACCAACCGGUUAUCGUCGUCCUUUCAGAUGAAGGUAAUCCCAUCACUGAGCUGGGCCGAGAGAGCGACCCCUGGAUGAUGACGGCCUUCCUCUCCGGCGGGGACUCGAGGGCAACCCUCUUGGGCAACACGACGGUGCCCUACGAGGACGGGGCCGCGACCUUCAGGAACCUCGGCGUCAGCCUCCCGGGCCAGGGUUACAGCCUAUCCUUCAUGGUCACGAGUCCGGACUCGGCGCCGGAGCUUUCUGUCUCCCUUGGCCAGUCCUUUGUGGUUGAACCAAAGGCGAUUAAGAUGGAGAUUGAGUCUCCAGAAUAUAUCGUACUCAACCAAGAUUUCAGUCUUAACAUUGUCCUCAUUGACGCUGAUACAGGGAGUAUUAUGGACAGCUCAAUGCUUCUAGGUCAAAGUAUUAAGGGUGAAGUGAAGGCGAGGAAAAGGUCAAAACUCAGCGGCAAUAGAAAGUUCACUUUCCAAGAUGAGGACGUGGCCAGCUUCUCGAUUGACGGCCUUCGAGUGGGCAAAGCGAUCCGGAAUUUCCGUCUUUCCGUAAGGAGCCUGAUCGCACCAGCUGGCAUUACCGUUGUUGGCAGAACGGACCUCAUACCGGUCGAAAUGCCCGAUAACGCCACGAUGACAAUUAAGAUGAGAGUCAAAGGCAUCAAGAGUAAAGGAGUGAAGAAAGAUAUAACAACGUUCGAAAAUAAGGUCAUGUCUGAGAUCUCAAACAUCGGAGACGUGUACUGGCAUAACCCUGAACUGAAAACCGGCAGGAAGCUGAUUUUCUCCGUGGAUGCACAAGGCAGCCAGGCGGAGCUGAGCGCUGCCAUCGAGACCCUCUGCAUGAAGCUGAAGACAAGGGAAAUCAAAUUCAAGAUCAACAAGAGAACCGUCUUUUUAGAGAAAAUGAAGGUCGACAAUGGAAAGUGGUCUAAGUGUAAAGUGAGCGGUUCAUCGGAGGUGAAGCAAUACGUGAUCGCCUAGAGGAAGUUUGGCGAUGGCAAGAAGCACGAUUGUGGCAAAUACUGCAUUUAAUUUUCUACAUGUGGUUCCUUUCUGGCUUUUAUGGUACAGGUGAUUUGAUAUUAAAAUCGUAUUUUAAACGUAUCUUAAAGACUGAUUUAUCGAUAUGAAUACAAUGGAUGAUAACUAUUAAAAUAUAUUGCAUCUCGAUGUUGACGAUUCAUGUAUACAGUCAUCCUUGUCAUCAGAAGUUGAUAAAAAAAACUGAGGUAAUGCAAUAAACCAAACAAUCAAGAUUUUUUUUUUUUUUUUUUUACAAUUCCCUUGAUAAAAGAAUGUUCGUCGUGUAUGAAUUAGAAAUAGAAUUUAGCUCUGGGCUCUUUCACAUUCAUUCUUUUAAGUAAGUGUUGGCCUACCGUGACACGCUAGAGUCACAAUGGUGAAUUUAUGGCUACAUGGCUAGGAAGCAGAGGCACCUCGGUGAAGAGAGCAUUGAACAGACAGGUAGAUGCGUGGAGAUCAAGGAGGAGACAGAUAUUUAGGUAGACAGAUUAGAGUGGAGAGGGACAACUGACCCUAAGGGUAAGUGAUACAAAAGAUAUGCGCUCCUGGUGACAUGUUAAUACGGCCGACGGCAGCAGUGACUUAUCCAAAGAAUAUUGCAUUUAAAUAACAUAGUUCAGUGUUGUUUGAAGUGAAAGAGGUGAUAUGAUGAAAGAAAUCGAGAAGACUUCAGUUUCAUACUGGAAAAAUGAAGAGACAUAGAAAACAUUAUAUUAUGGACUCCUAUAAAUGUGUAUCUGAAAA
Molecule: messenger RNA, 6875 nt
Organism: Penaeus monodon (black tiger shrimp)
Lineage: Eukaryota; Metazoa; Arthropoda; Malacostraca; Decapoda; Penaeidae
Product: fibrocystin-L-like
Source: RefSeq, a predicted model, not a curated record